Messenger RNA from Lodderomyces beijingensis, 615 nucleotides. Lineage: Eukaryota; Fungi; Ascomycota; Pichiomycetes; Serinales; Debaryomycetaceae. The record is from the annotation of a GenBank genome assembly.
AUGACAGAACCAAACGAAUCACAACCGGAGUUCCAAUUCCCCAAAAUUCAUUCUUUCCCGCCGCUAUAUACAAAACAACCAAACCAAUCGAUCCACCAACAACAACUAGAAACAUGGUCCCACAUAAUACUACUAUACUGCGAGUUCUACAAGAUCACAUCGCUAACAAGCACAGGCACGCCGAAACACACAACAAGCACCACGCGCAACGUGUCAGCAUUCCCACCGAUAUUCACCAACAAUGCCAUAAACCGCAGCGUCAACCUCGAGUUCAAAACGGCGAUUUUCAACCACAUGAUAAGUACCAAGCGUGCCGAGUUGAUAGAUCACAAGAAGCCGCACAUGGGGAUGUUCAUAUAUUGGCGAUCUAUCGCUGAAUGGGGGCAAAUUUUAUAUGACUAUGUGUCAAACACGGGCCAAAAGGGCACCGUGCUCACGUUGUGGGAAUUGACCUCGGGCGGAACCGAGGAAGAUGCCAACCUCUUGCCGCUAGAGUUGAAGAACAUGGAUGAGCUGUUGUUGAUUAAGGUCAUUCAGGAGUAUCUCGUCAAGCUGGGCAAAGCGCAAGUUUUGAUUAACGAGCACGAUUCUAUUGGCGGUGUCAAAAUUGUAUAA